AUGGGAGAUAUGAGAAACUUGCUGAAGAUGUUAAUGAUGGUUGUAUUUGUUGGAUGGAUGUUCGUUUGGGUUAUGAUUUCAACUAACCUUUUCAAAAACAAGUGGACUCCCAAAAUGACCAAGUAUUUCAAUACUACUUAUUUUGGUCCUCAAGGCACAAAUCUGGUGUUUCUCACGGUUCCAAUGAUGUCCGUUGCGGUUCUGAGUUGUGUUUAUUUGCAUAUCCAGAAAAUCCCCACACAAAGGCAAAGAGAAAGGAAGAUAAAAGGGAGGGUGAUGAUGGUGAUGAGCCCACUGGGAAUAGUGACAGUCACAGAGUUAACUUUUUCACUAUUAUUUGUGGCUCUUUUGAUUUGGCCUCUCUCUAAUUAUCUUUACCGUAGCUAUAGCGCUCCUCCUUAUGACCAUCACGACAAUGCCAAAUUAUGGCAGGCGAAAUUUAGGUCUUUUGGUCUAAGGAUAGGAUACGUUGGCCACAUUUGUUGGGCAUUUUUGUUUUUCCCUGUGACAAGAGCCUCUACGAUUCUUCCACUAGUCGGGUUGACUUCAGAGUCAAGCAUCAAAUAUCACAUUUGGCUUGGAUAUAUCUCAAAUUUUCUCUUCCUUGUUCACACCGUUGUUUUUCUUAUCUACUGGGCCAUGGUUGAUACGUUGAUGGAGACGUUUGAAUGGGAUCCGUCAGAUGUCCCUAAUCUAGCCGGAGUAAUAGCGAUGGUGAUUGGAAUCGUGAUGUGGGUGACGAGUUUAGCAUACUUUAGGCGAAAGAAGUUUGAGAUUUUCUUCUACACUCACCAUCUCUACGGUCUCUUCAUAGUCUUUUACGUGCUUCAUGUUGGAGACUCAUGGUUCUGCAUGAUCUUGCCCAACAUCUUCCUCUUCUUUAUCGACCGCUACUUGAGAUUCUUACAAUCCACCAAGAGAUCUAGACUUGUCUCUGCUCGGAUCUUACCUUCAGAUAAUCUCGAGCUCACUUUCUCCAAAACCCCAGGCCUACAAUACACACCAACGAGCAUAUUGUUUCUACAUGUGCCAAGCAUUUCCAAGCUUCAAUGGCAUCCAUUCACGAUAACUUCAAGCAGCAACUUGGAAAAAGAUACACUAAGUGUUGUCAUCAGAAGACAAGGAAGCUGGACUCAAAAGCUUUACACUCAUAUCUCUUCCUCCAUUGAUUCUCUAGAGGUUUCCACUGAAGGUCCUUAUGGUCCUAACUCCUUAGACUUGAGGCAUGACUCUCUAAUACUAGUGAGCGGGGGAAGUGGAAUCACUCCCUUCAUUUCAAUUAUCAGAGAACUCAUAUUCCAGACCCAAAACCAAACCACAAAACUACCAGAUGUUCUUCUUGUUUGUGCCUUUAAACAUUACCACGAUCUUGCGUUAUUAGACCUAAUCUUCCCAUCAGAUAUUUCAGCCUCAGACAUCUCUAGGCUGAAUCUCCGGAUCGAGGCCUACAUAACACAAGAAGACAAGAAGCCAGAGGCAGCUAAUGAUCACAGAUUGUUGCAAACAAAAUGGUUCAAACCGCAGCCUCUAGACUCUCCCAUUUCACCAGUCCUUGGACCUAACAACUUACUCUGGCUAGGAGUCGUGAUCUUAUCAUCAUUCCUCAUGUUUCUUUUGCUCAUAGCAAUUGUCACACGUUAUUAUAUAUACCCUGUUGAUCAUAACACGGGAAAUAUUUACAAUUUCUCGUACAGAUCGCUCUGGGAUAUGUUCCUAGGAUGUGUUUGCAUUUUUAUUUCUUCAAGCCUAGUUUUCUUGUGGCGCAAGAAAGUGACCAAAGAAGAAAACAAGGAGUCUAUGGAUCAAGUACAAAGCUUAGGUUUACAGAUGUCUACGUCUUCUCCAAGUUCAUGGUUCUACGGGAGUGAGAGAGAGCUAGAGAGCGUUCCGUAUCAAUCUAUAGUACAAGCCACUUCAGUCCAGUUCGGCGCCAAACCUAAUCUGAAGAAAAUUCUACUAGAUGCAAAAGGUUCUAAAGACGUUGGGGUCAUGGUGUGUGGACCAAAAAAUAUGAGGCAUGAUGUGGCAAGGAUAUGUUCAUCUGGUUUAGCUAAAAACCUUUACUUUGAGGCAAUUAGUUUCAACUGGUGAUCGGUUCCAUGUUCUAUCUUAUGUUUGUUUAUGUCGAUUGUAACGACUUGAAAAUUUAGAUGGUUAGCGGUUUAAUUAUUAUGUUAAUACAAUGCAAAAAAAAUGGAAUGUUGAUGUAUGUUUA
Molecule: messenger RNA, 2215 nt
Organism: Eruca vesicaria subsp. sativa (arugula)
Lineage: Eukaryota; Viridiplantae; Streptophyta; Magnoliopsida; Brassicales; Brassicaceae
Source: the annotation of a GenBank genome assembly